AUGCUGAAGUCGACUGUUGUUACGGCAUACCGUGCGGCAUUCCCAAAAGAUACUGCCACAAGAAAUAAAGAAGACGCCAAGAAGAAGAUUCAUAUUUUUUGGGAUAAGAUAACCCAGCUGGAGAGUAUUGCAGAGGAUGAUGCAACGAAACAAGUGACGCGAAGAUUCAUCUUAGUUAUGGUAAAAUACUUUUGA
Messenger RNA from Gongylonema pulchrum, 195 nucleotides. The record is from the annotation of a GenBank genome assembly. NCBI's taxonomy places the organism in Eukaryota, Metazoa, Nematoda, Chromadorea, Rhabditida, Gongylonematidae.